GGAGUUCUGCCCAACCAUCAAUCUUUCUCCCUUCGUACCGUCAACGCGCAGUGCGCAGUGCGGAUCUCAAAGCUUCAAAGCUCCAAGUUUGUCACGUUGAACUGUUCAGUUACUUCAGCAUGGCGUUUAGUAUGGCGUUCAGCACGGGGCUAGGGCCCGUCGCGGGAGGAUUGUUGGCCCUAAUCGGAACUGUAUUUGUCUAUUUUCUCACCAAACUAUGGGCUGCCCGAGCCUUCUUCGCCAAGCUACGAAAACAGGGUCUGCCAAUGCCAACACAUAGCCUUGUGACGGGCCAUCUUCUAGCUCUUGCAUCAAUCAUACCGUUAUACCCAAGGGAUGGCAUCAAGUUCUACCUAUUCGGUGAGAUAAGUCGACGGUUCUCCAAAGGCGGAGCCUGCUAUUUAGACUUAUGGCCGUUCUCUGAACCGUUCCUGGUCAUUACCUCACCUCAUCUGGCCAAUCAAGUUACAUCCACCCCUAUCGCAUUUGAGAAGCCCGAUGCGUUGCGCAAAUGGUUCUGGUCUAUCAGUGGGGGAAUCUCUCUCUUUGACGCCCCCGCUGAAAAGUGGAAGCCGCUCCGAGCUGCUUUCAAUCGAGGAUUCAGUGCUAAUCACCUGAUGACCCUGAUUCCGAAUAUGGUAGAAGAGACGCAAGUUUAUUGCGAGACUCUCCGCCAACAUGCCAAGAAGGGCGACAUGUUCUACUUGGAUCCCACCAACUUGCGUUUCAUGCUUGAUGUCAUUGGAAGAACCGCACUGAAUGUUCGCUUGGGUUGCCAGACGGGACGGAAUCCUUUGGCCGAUUCUCUCCUGAACCAGAUCUCAUGGAAAAUCUCUAAUCAGGAAAUCAACCCGCUCCAGUGGCUUAACUUUGUCCGUACAAUCGUGGAGUGGUAUAACGGCCGAAAGAUGGACGCUUAUAUCAACAAACAAAUCGACGAACGCUUCAAGGCUAACCAGCAACAACCGGACGACUCGGAUGGAAAAUUCGAGUCAAUCAUUGAUCUUGCGCUCCAAGAUUAUAUGGCAGACCCUUCCAGGGCUGCUACUAGGGAGCUGGACAAGGAUUUUAGAACGUUCGCCACGAGAAACAUUCGGGUGUUACUCUUCGCCGGCCAUGACUCAACUGGCAGCACCAUAUCGUACUGUUACUACCUUCUUUCCCAAAAUCCAGAAAAAUUGGCCCUUAUCCGCGCUGAACAUGAUAGCGUCUUCGGAACUGACUUGUCAAAGGCUGGUUCAGCAAUAUUCAAUGAUCCACAUCUUCUGAACAAACUCCCCUAUACCAACGCAGUGAUCAAGGAAGCAUUACGGCUUUUCCCUCCUGCGGCUAGCCUGCGCGAAGGAAUGGAUGGGGUGGAUCUCGUUGACGAAGAAGGAAAUCACUAUCCGACUGGAAACUGCUUGGUCUACAUUAUCCACAGUAUCAUGCAGCGAGACGCACGGAACUUCGUCCGGGCGAAGGAAUUCCUUCCCGAACGUUGGCUUGCCGAGCCGGGAGAUCCACUAUACCCGAAAGUCAAGGGAGCCUGGCGUCCAUUCGAGUACGGGCCUCGGAAUUGCAUCGGACAACUUCUGGUCAUGCUAGAAGUGAAGGCAGUACUGGCUCUGACGGUUCGAGAAUUCGAUAUCAAACCCGCGUAUGACGAAUGGGAUAAAUUGAAUCCGAAAAAGGGCCUCCGUACCGCGGAUGGAGAGCGAGCUUAUCAGAUCGAUGAGGGUGCUGCGCAUCCUGCGGAUCACUUUCCUUGUCGUGUGUUUUUGAGGACCGCAGAAUAGGUACCGCUCCAUAUACCUACUCACUCUUCUGUCACUUUAAUUAUAUUCUGUUCUCCUCCCUAGCGAACUUAUCUGCAGACUGCUUUAUAUCGAGGGAGGAAAGGCAGCGAAUGCUCGUAGAGACGAAGUUAAUUCCCCUGCGUGAUUCGCGACAUCGUAGAUUGGAAUAGUAAUAUCGAGCUGGCGAGUAAAGCAGCCCGAAUGGUCAUG
Molecule: messenger RNA, 1988 nt
Organism: Amorphotheca resinae ATCC 22711
Lineage: Eukaryota; Fungi; Ascomycota; Leotiomycetes; Helotiales; Amorphothecaceae
Exons: 3
Coding region: 120-1778 (552 amino acids)
Molecular function (GO): heme binding; monooxygenase activity; iron ion binding
Source: RefSeq, a predicted model, not a curated record